AUGUAAGGAAACGAAGAUAUUAACAAAGUGUACACUUUGGAGAAAACUUUAGGAGAGUAUAGAAAUAAUAUAAGUUAAGGGGAGCCUUUGGAGUUGUUAAAAGAGCAGUUAAAAAGAGCACAGGGGAACAUUUCGCUGUUAAAAUAAUUAACAAGUAUUUGAUCCAUAUUGAUUGAAGGGAAAACCUGUCAAACGAAGACUUAUUGGCCUUGUAAACAGAAGUCGAAAUUCUUACUCAAGUAUAAUAAAUAAUUAUUUAGAUCGAUCAUCCUAAUGUUGUGAAAUUGUAUGAAAUUUACGAAGAUGACACGUUCUUCUAUAUGGUCUUGGAAUUAAUGACAGGUGGAGAGGUAUUCAAUAAUCAAUCAUUACGUUAAGCUAUUCGAAAGAAUAGUUGAGAAAGACCACUUUAGUGAAAAGGAAGCAGCCGCUACCCUUAGACCAAUUAUUGAUGCACUCGCUUAUUGUCACAANUAUCAAAAGGUGAGAUUUAAUAUAGAUAAAAUUAUCAAUCCUCAACAUUUAUUUUUAUUAGAUUUCACGUCCAUACUUAAUUCUCUUUUUUUGAUUAUUGAAUAUUUUAUAAUCUGCUAUUGA
Paramecium octaurelia is the source of this 597-nucleotide messenger RNA. NCBI's taxonomy places the organism in Eukaryota, Ciliophora, Oligohymenophorea, Peniculida, Parameciidae. The record is from the annotation of a GenBank genome assembly.